Daldinia decipiens is the source of this 1286-nucleotide messenger RNA. RefSeq names its product S-adenosyl-L-methionine-dependent methyltransferase. Lineage: Eukaryota; Fungi; Ascomycota; Sordariomycetes; Xylariales; Hypoxylaceae. Gene Ontology annotation, molecular function: protein methyltransferase activity; nucleic acid binding. Gene Ontology annotation, biological process: protein methylation. Bases 107 to 1237 code for a protein of 376 amino acids. The record is from RefSeq and is a predicted model, not a curated record. Gene Ontology annotation, cellular component: mitochondrion. The transcript is spliced from 2 exons.
CAAACAACCUAACCUAACCACUAGGUUAACAGGUACCUACCUCUAUACCACACCACACCACGGCCAAGCCUGACGCAUAUUUUAUACUUUCUCCCCUAUAAUACAAAUGCCAUGCCUCUCACCCCCAGCUAUCCAGCGCUUACACACCAACAAGGCGCUCCUCACCGCUCUACUCCCCACUUGUAAAAACAUGGACUCGGCGCGCAACGAGCUGCGCUGGAUCCGCGAGCACGUGUGGUCUUCCACCCUCGCGCCACAAUUUCAGGGCAUCUCAGAGGCAAAUGGCAACGACGAGAAGAGCAAAAAUGCGCUGCUAAACCGUCUGUGCCGCCUCAGGGGCCGCGGGUAUCCGCUGCAGUAUAUCCUGGGGACCCAGCCCUUCGGCCAGCUCGAGAUCAAGUGCCGUCCCGGGGUGUUGAUCCCGCGCCCCGAGACGGAGGCUUGGACUACGCAUCUCGCGGAUAUUGUGCGUAAGACCUGGAGAGCGAAUAAAACUAAGAAGGAGAAUGAUAUAAUUGCGAAUCUGAGGAUCCUCGAUCUGUGUACCGGAUCUGGUUGCAUUGCGCUACUACUAUGCUCUCUCUUAAGCCGGAAGUUUCCAAAUAUGCAUGUCCAGGGGCUUGAUAUUGAGCCUAGGGCCGUCUCGCUGGCGAAGGAGAACCUGGCGUAUAAUAUAGAGCGCGGCUUGCUUAGACAACAAAAUGCCAACGCCGUCUCGUUCAAGGGGGCGAAUAUCUUCUCUACGGACUGGCUCGCGCCGAUCCUCAAGCAAGCGGAUCUUAUUGAUAAUCGCCGAUUUAAACAAUCAGCGUUGGAGAGAGGCACCGUAGAUAUACUCGUCUCCAACCCGCCGUAUAUAUCGCAAGAGGGUUUCGACCGCGACACGGAACGCUCGGUGCGCGACCACGAACCCCGUCUCGCUUUGGUCCCUGAGCUGCCAGCAGGAAUUUCGUCAUAUGGGACUGUCCUACCCGAAGAUAUGUUUUACGCUAGGAUCCUGAAUGUUGCAAAGGUACUCCAGCCGCGGUUUGUGGUCUUUGAAGUGGGCAGCUUAGCGCAGGCAAUCCGCGUGGUGCAGAUGGCGCGUGGACGCUACAGAGAGGCAGAAGAAGCCGAGAUAUGGAGGGAUUGGCCUGAUAUGAAACCUCGCGAAGACGAGCCGGAGAGCGUGGACGUUGCCGGUAUGACUGUGCCGGUUAGGGGUAGUGGGAAUGGAAGGGCUGUGUUUCUUCGUUGAUUUGAUAUACCCGAACUCGUAAAUAAAGCCAACAACCCUAUAUAUAUAG